Molecule: messenger RNA, 1849 nt
Organism: Megalops cyprinoides (Indo-Pacific tarpon)
Lineage: Eukaryota; Metazoa; Chordata; Actinopteri; Elopiformes; Megalopidae
Product: basic immunoglobulin-like variable motif-containing protein
Exons: 10
Coding region: 166-1689 (507 amino acids)
Biological process (GO): nucleotide-excision repair
Cellular component (GO): nucleus
Molecular function (GO): single-stranded DNA binding; DNA endonuclease activity
Source: RefSeq, a predicted model, not a curated record
CAGAGAGCAAUGUUUGACUGUACGCAGUGAAAACACAGAGGCAGCCUCGCAUUUGUACAGUGCUGUGAAGUUUUCAUCACAGAGGGCUUCCCACUGCCGUUGUUUGUGCAGAGUCUCCAGACGACCGCUGCACCAUUCUUCCGCCCUCCAUCCACUUUCUGUUCAAUGCCUAACGCUGCAGAAAGUCAAGAGGCAAGCGUACCCGGGACCGCCGACCGUGCGGCCCCGCCCCAGCCCCCCAACAGAGACGAUGAGCAUGGCCUCCCGGGCUCCUUCGCCAGGGACUCCCUGAGGCAGCGGCGCGCCUCCAGCGCCGAAGUCCGCGUCCCAUGGACCUGCCCCGUGACCCACUCCAGGGAGAAGUUCUACACUGUCUGCUCCGACUACGCCCUCCUCAACCAGGCCGCCUGUGUGUACCGCCCGCCCGCCGCGUCUAAGGAGGCGCCCUCAGGUGCGCAGCAGACCGACCCUCCCUACGGGCAGUCUGCCUCAGCCGGGCUCUCCCAAGCGCCGACCGGGUGCGCUAAUGUUGUUCUUCCCGGGGACUGUGACAGCAUGGAGGUGGAGACCAGGAGCCUCUCGAAGACUCGAGUUCUGGCCUGGGAGAUCGACACAACCGAUUUUGACGCUGUCUUAACAAGAAAAUCUAGGACAAGCAAUCUGAAGAAAUCCAGCUCCAAGAAGAUGAAGUCCUCAGACAAACACAGCAGGAACCUGCAAGACGGCCCACAGCACGCCACACUGGAGGAGAUAAAGCAGAGGAAGGUGCUGGACCUCAGGAGAUGGUAUUGCAUCAGUCGUCCUCAGUAUAAAACGUCCUGUGGAAUCUCCUCCCUGAUCUCCUGUUGGAACUUUCUGUACAGUACACUGGGGGCAGGCAGUCUUCCCCCCAUCUCCCAGGAGGAGGCGCUACACAUCCUGGGCUUCCAGCCCCCGUUCGAGGAGAUCAAGUUUGGGCCUUUCACAGGCAACGCCACCCUGAUGCGAUGGUUCAGGCAAAUCAACGAUAACUUCCGCGUGCGUGGGUGCUCUUACAUUCUGUACAAACCUCACGGAAAGCACAAGACAGCAGGAGAGACAGCCGAGGGGGCUUUACAGAAGCUCACCCAAGGGCUGAAGGAUGAAUCCAUGGCCUACAUAUACCACUGUCAGAACCACUACUUCUGCCCUGUGGGCUUCGAGGCCACGCCCCUGAAGGCGGCCAAGGCCUACAGGGGCCCCCUUCCCAAUAAUGAGAUGGAGCACUGGAUUCUCAUUGGCGAGCCAAGCAGGAAACAUCCAGCCAUUCACUGUAAAAAGUGGGCAGAUAUUGUGACAGAUCUGAACACGCAGAAUCCAGAAUACCUGGAUAUCCGUCACACAGAGAGGGGGAUCCAGUAUCGCAAAACCAAAAAGGUGGGUGGAAACCUGCACUGCAUUAUGGCCUUCCAGAGGGUGAACUGGCAGAAACUGGGCCCCUGGGCCCUAAACCUGGAGAACCUGCGGCAUGACCCCCACCACCUGGGGGCGGAGCGAGGCUCGGGCAGCGCUGCAGACGGCCCUGACGAAAAGCCCUCCUCCAAGCGCCUGGGGCGGUCCCUGAGCGCCGGGUACCAGAGGGACUCCACCUGGAAGCGCCUCUCCAACACCUACGAGUACCGGCACGGCGGGUCCCCCGAGAGCGACGUCGAUGAAGACACCACUGACUGAAGAGCUGUGGCGGGGGCUGAUGGGAAAUGUAGUCUCGGAAGGAGUCCUACAGGUGUGCACAAUUACCACCUGUCUCUAAACACACAAAGCAACCGCACAUCCUGAUUUUAUUUUUUCGAUGUGUUUUCAUGAAGUGGCAUUGUAUGGCUUCCGCUAAUUU